Toxoplasma gondii ME49 is the source of this 2523-nucleotide messenger RNA. Its product is annotated as ATPase, AAA family protein. The coding region runs from base 1 to 2523 and encodes 840 amino acids. NCBI's taxonomy places the organism in Eukaryota, Apicomplexa, Conoidasida, Eucoccidiorida, Sarcocystidae. Gene Ontology annotation, molecular function: ATP binding; ATP hydrolysis activity. The record is from RefSeq and is a predicted model, not a curated record. Gene Ontology annotation, biological process: protein import into peroxisome matrix. The transcript is spliced from 15 exons. Gene Ontology annotation, cellular component: peroxisomal membrane; cytosol.
AUGUGUCCUGGUAGAUGUUGCCUUGGCCUCACCAACUCAGCACCAGGUGUUGGAUCGCUGUCGACUUCAUUUUCCCCGCUUUUCACAUACGAGACGCUUCGUAAGUUGCCGCCAGAUUCAAAAUUUUCUUCGUCAAUCUCUGCUUCUCCGGACCGUGCCUCGUCCCCAACUGUGGGUGACGAGCUAAGUUUGCAUAAUGAGAAAAGCGCCGUAAGCAUUCCACGCACAAGACACAGGUCGGCGAAGUCUGCUCUGAAGCAAGACACACAGAUCUCCAACUCCUCCGUAGAGGAUCCAUGCGGUAAACAAGAUGAAAGCGCAGCCAGGUGGAGAGGAGGCACCGACGAAAGAGUGCCACUGCCCACUGACCAGGGCUUCGCCGCUCGACUGGCUGCAAAUGCGCUUGCAAAUGUUCGGGGGUGUCCUGGGGGACAGGAUGCGCUCAGCUCGCUGUCUGGAAAUUUGUUUUUGGCUCCUGAAUGGGAGAGGAAAGUUCAGCACUGUCUGCGGUGGUUUUAUGUCGAAUACAUCGAACUCGGGACGCAAGACCUUGAUGUGCCUGCGAGCGGUGUCAGGACGGUACUGCCACCCCCAGUAGGCGUUGUCUCUAGGCAGUCCACCGGUCUCUUCUUACAAGGACGGACAACCUCGCGGCGAUUAAUUCCUUUCGGUGCACAUCAUUGUUUACGGUGUCCUCCUUCACCCGUUCUUCCAGCAAUCCAGGAGCCUCUUGCAAGAUUUCUCUCGUUCGCCACCUUUCUGCUUAACCAGUCUUCGACAUCGACAGAAGGCAGGUCGGAUCGUGCAGCCAUUCUUCUCAAAGGCCCCCGAGGGUCCGGGAAACGGACACUCGCCCGGCACGCUUGUCAACAGCUUGGCUUUCACUUCAAGGAAAUCGAUGGCCUCGCUUUAUCUCAAGGAGCCUCAGGAACAGCUGCAGCGGCAGGCAGCGCAGCAAUCCAUGUGGAUGGCUCAAUCGCGCCCGGGACAAACUCACGUUUUUCGGCAGCUCUUGUGGAAGCGGCAUCCGAAGCCACACCCGUCUUGAUUUACAUCAGAAGGAUGCAUAUGCUUUACCGCUAUGUAGGAGGCGACGCGCCCAUUGGGGCGGACAUGCAUCGUCUUCAGGUAGCGCGCGAAUUGAUAGAAGCUAUCCACAGCACUGACGAAACGUGUUCAAGCCCAAUCUUGCAAGUUUCGCCGACGGAAGUAGCAGAGAUCUGCACAGGCCUUUCCGCUGCUGAAGUACAUUCGCUCUUCCAUAGAGUGCUUCACGCCAAGGUGGCAGCCCUCCGCCAGGCGCAAUCUCCCGCCGCUACCGGUGUGGUACAUCCACAAGAGACCUGCAAGAUUCCUCCCAUUGAAACGAUGACAGCUACAGAUUUCCGGCGAGCCGUUAAAGCUUUCCGUUCAGACACUGUUGACACUACAGUCCCAACGGUCCACUGGCAGGACGUUGGCGGCAUCGAAACAGCGAAGCAGGAGAUUCGUGACUACAUUUCUCUACCCCUGGAGCGUCCCGAACUUUUCGACGGAUUAAAGACACGAGGGGGAAUCCUGCUCUUCGGGCCGCCUGGAACCGGCAAGACUCUUCUCGCUAAAGCGGUUGCAACUGAGUGUGGUGUAAAUUUCAUUUCUGUGAAGGGUCCGGAACUUCUGAACAUGUACAUUGGCGAGAGUGAAAAAAACGUUCGGAUGGUUUUCCAAAAGGCCCGCGCCUGUAAACCGUCAGUCCUUUUUUUCGACGAGCUGGAUGCUCUGCUGCCCCGCCGAGGACGAACAUCGGAUUCUGCUGGCGUCCUUGACCGAAUCGUCGCUCAACUGCUUGCUGAGAUAGAUGGAUUACCAAGCAAUGUUUUUGUCAUUGGCUCCACCAACCGGAUAGAACUGAUUGACAAGGCAGUACUGCGCGCCGGCAGGUUGGACCGCUGCGUAUAUAUUGGAAUCGAGCAGAAUCGCAUACCGCUUCUUGAGACCCUUACUCGGCACAUGACCCUUGAGGAGACAUGCCAGGAUCCUACCGAUCCUUCGUCAUGUACCGGGAGCAUUUGCAGCGCGCGUCGUCGCCUUUUGGAAACGGUGAACAACCUUCUUCCUCCUCAAUUCACAGGAGCUGACUGCAAAUCUCUCUGCAGUAUUGCCGGGCUUCUCGCCGCCAAGGAGAAAAUUAACUUUCUCAAUGAUAUGAGUGAAACACUGAAUAUUCCCGCAAUCGAGCUUCAGGAGUUGUUGCACGAAUUGGAGGACAAAGCACGCCGGGUUCCGAAGCGGAAAACCUUCCUGAGUUCGUCCUGGAGCCUAGCAGUAUUGAUGACAGGCACAGGGAAAGCGAUGGGCUGGGCGGGCGAACUUGGCGCAACUGUGACUGGCUGCUUAAUGGCAGAAGAGCUUUUCUAUGGAAAUCAAGUUGUACCAAAGGAAAAGAAGUCAUCACUGGCCGGCGGGAUGUGGACAGUUCCGAAAUACAAGUUUAUUGUGGCACCGCCGCUCAGGACGCGCAUCACCGAAGAAAAGAAAACAUAG